CAAGCGAGACACACACACACACACACACACACACACACACACACACACACAAAAAAGGUCAGGCUCUCGGGACUCUCGAGGGGGGGAAAUCGGGUAACGAUCACGCAGCGAUUCACGCCUUUAAAUCCCGCGUUUAACCCGGCACGGCACGGCUCGGCUAGAGGAAGGGCACCCUUCAUGUGUGGAAGGGAAACGCGAGAGCCCUAAAAGCGGAAGGCGCUCGCGAGGAAAUGGGGAAAGAGCGAUUUUGUUAUGGCUUUUAUUUAUUUGUUGCAGAUGUGCUGAUUGGACAUCGGCGACGCGCACGUGAACUUGACCUAAUUCGGGGAGCUGCUAAUAACAUUGGCCUCAUUAUUGUUAUUAAUAUGAAUAGUAAUGAUAACGGUGGAUUUACACUUGACAGAGCCGUCGUGGUCACAAUGCUUAUACUCUCUGAAACUUUGGAUGCACAGUUGUUAUUGAAUAAUACAUGUAUGUCGGCGGAUCGCUUGGGACUGCUCGUGUGCUCGUGCUCGUGGCUUGAUGCGCGUGGAAAUGCGGUGACAUUUAAACGCGUGUGAGGCCCAAUAAUAUAUUGUUUAAAUAACACGUUGGGGCUCUUUUCUCCAGGAGGGAAUCAGUCUGUUGGAACGUUUUAAAUUAAUCAUAACCGGCUGUCAACAAUAUGACGUCACCCGAAAAAAGGAAAUACAACACAUCCCAGGGCUGUAUGAAUAUAUUAAGCUUAUUUACAUGUGCACGAGCCUCGUGUGGCUGCACCGCGUGCACAUGGCAGACUCCCAUAGGGCAACUUUAACACUUUAAGACAUCUGUGAUGUUGACUAUGUGUAUACCCCCAUAUGCACCCACGUGGUGUAACAGGCCCUAUCCUGUGAGGUUCCUGCACGUGACGUGCACUCGACCCACUGAAUGACAGGCGAUGUAAAUGUCAACACCUUUCCUAAAGUAAAAGAUUCUCUUAAUGAUUGUCACGCCUCCUUCUUUUUAUCUUCCAGGAGAGAGGAGAGAAGAGGAGAGAAGAGGGGAUCAUCUCUCGCCCCCGAAGGACUCAACGAUGCCGUCCAACACCGUCGCCAACACCGUCACCAAAGGCCCCGACGAUGCCGAUUCACCUGGAAACAGAGCGGGUGAAACCACGAUGUCGGUAACGGACCCGAUGAAGGAGGAGAAGUCGGCUAGAAGCGCCUCCUCUUGUAAAGCGGGCGCUCCGGGGAGGAAGCGUCAGCCGUCUCCAGCCGAGAGCGGCGGCGCUCUCAAAGGCCACGGCGCCGUGGGGAGGCCGGCCCACAACGGCGAGGCGGUCGCCCACAGAGACGGGACGCCGCCCGCCGCCCGCUUCCCCAAACACGAGAAGAGGGACGCGGAGAACAGCCUCCCCCCCGGGCUCCUCCCCCCCGGGCUCCUCCCCCCCGGGUACCCAUCCUCCCGGGGUCGGAGCCCGAGCCCAAGCCCAAGUCUGAGUCCGUCCCCGGAGAACGAAUUCCUGCUCGGUCACGGGGACUCGGAGAGAGAGAAGGACGACGGCUCGAUGACCCCCUGCAAAAAGAGAGGGAGGCGGAAACUGGAGCGCCCGACGAAAUAUGUGGAGCACAAGGAGGAGGACCGGCGCGAUGCAGUCAAGACCGAGCUUAAACAGGGAGGUCGAGGCAGGAGGGGAGUUGAAAUCGGCCUCCGUCAGAGGCCCAUGCCCAGAAUAACCUUCCAGGCUGGUGACCCUCAUUUCAUUAGCAAGAGGACCAGAGAGGAAUGGCUGGCCAAGUGGAAGAUGGAGGCAGAACAAAAGUCCAAUCUGAUGUCGGCGAUGAACACGAUGAAAGACCCCGAGGAGAACGAAGCGGAGACUCGGAUGGAAGACGUCUCGGUGAUCAAGCACCCGUCACCUGUGAAGCAGCAGCAGGCGCACGCUCAGUCGCAGCCUCAGCAUCAACAGCAAUCGCAGUCGUCCCUGCCACAACAACAACCACAACAACAACAACAACAGCAGCAUCAGCAGCUUCCGCCUCAGCAGCCGACUGACCCCGCCUCCCCCACCGUGGACACGACCCCGGAGCCUGUCGCCAUCGGAGGGGGAGACAAGACGUCCCCCAAGCCGGCAGACACGGAGCCCGAGUACGAGGACGGUCGUGGUUUUGGCAUCGGCGAGCUGGUUUGGGGAAAGCUGCGCGGGUUCUCGUGGUGGCCGGGCCGCGUCGUCUCCUGGUGGAUGACGAGGCGGAGCCGAGCUGCAGACGGGACCCGGUGGGUCAUGUGGUUUGGAGACGGAAAAUUCUCCGUGGUUUGUGUAGAGAAGCUCAUGCCUUUAAGUUCCUUCGAUAACGCCUUUCACCAACCGACCUACAACAAGCAGCCCAUGUACAAGAAGGCCAUCUACGAGGUGCUGCAGGCGGCCAGCAGCCGGGCAGGAAAGGCCUUCGUCUCUCCCCCCGACAGUGACGAGACAAAAAGCUCCAAAUCUGUAGAAAUGCUGAACAAGCAGAUGAUCGACUGGGCGAAGACCGGAUUCCAACCCGCUGGACCGAAGGCCUUAGAGCCUCCGGAAGAGGAGCGUAACCCGUACAAAGAGGUGUACCCUGAGAUGUGGGCGGAGCCUGAAGCGGCGGCGUACACGCCUCCUCCUCCGGCCAAGAAGCCUCGCAAGAGCGCAGCGGAGAAACCCAAGGUCAAGGAAAUCAUUGACGAGAGGACGCGAGAACGGCUCGUUCAAGAAGUGAGACAAAAGUGCCGCAGCCUAGAGGACAUCUGCAUCUCCUGUGGAAGUCUGAACGUGAGCCUGGAGCACCCGCUGUUUGCAGGAGGAAUGUGCCAGAGCUGUAAGAACUGCUUCCUCGAAUGCGGUUACCAAUACGACGACGACGGGUACCAGUCGUACUGCACCAUCUGCUGCGGGGGCCGAGAGGUGCUCAUGUGCGGGAACAACAACUGCUGUCGGUGUUUCUGCGUAGAGUGUGUGGACCUCCUUGUGGGUCCGGGCGCCGCCCACCUGGCCAUCAACGAGGACCCGUGGAACUGCUUCAUGUGCGGCCAGACGGACGUGUUCGGCCUCCUGCGGCGCCGCCCGGACUGGCCCAACCGGCUGCAGCACUUCUUCGCCAACAACCACGACCAGGACUUUGAUGCACCAAAGCUUUACCCCCCGGUCAUGGUGGAGAAGAGGAACGCCAUUCGUGUUCUGUCGCUAUUUGACGGCAUAGCAACAGGGCUGCUGGUGCUGAAGGAACUGGGCAUCCGGGUGGAUCGCUACAUCGCUUCCGAAGUGUGCGAGGACUCCAUCACGGUGGGCAUUGUGCGGCAUCAGGGGCGCAUCAUGUACGUCGGAGACGUGAGGAACGUCACGCGCAAGCACAUACAGGAGUGGGGGCCCUUUGACCUUGUCAUCGGUGGCAGCCCAUGCAACGACCUCUCCAUCGUCAACCCGGCCAGGAAAGGCCUUUUCGAGGGCACCGGUCGCCUGUUCUUUGAGUUCUACAGGCUGCUGCACGAGGCCCGGCCCAAGGAGGGCGAAAACCGUCCGUUCUUCUGGCUCUUUGAGAACGUGGUGGCGAUGGGCGUCAGCGACAAGAGGGACAUAUCUCGCUUUUUAGAGUGCAACCCGGUGAUGAUCGAUGCCAAGGAAGUGUCCGCCGCCCACCGCGCCCGCUACUUCUGGGGGAACCUCCCUGGCAUGAACAGGCCCCUGAGUGCCAUGUACAACGACAGGUUGGACCUGCAGGACUGUCUCGAACACGGCAGAACAGCGAAGUUCGGCAAGGUGAGGACCAUCACCACCAGGUCCAACUCCAUCAAGCAGGGCAAGGACCAGCACUUCCCUGUGUACAUGAACGAGAAGGAGGACAUCUUGUGGUGCACCGAGAUGGAGAGGAUCUUCGGCUUCCCGGUCCACUACACGGACGUGUCCAACAUGAGCCGGCUGGCCAGGCAGCGGCUGCUCGGCCGGUCGUGGAGCGUCCCGGUGAUCCGACACCUGUUUGCGCCGCUCAAGGAAUACUUUGCCUGCACUUGAGCGACAGGGGGGGGGGGGGGGAGAAAAACGACGCUCGGAAAUUUUUUUUAGGAAAAACCACAAUUUAGAGCCUCGAUCCUUUGAAUUGUACCCCUCCCCCGCCCCCGCCAGCGGAAACCAUCGGCGUAGAUUUCACAUGAUUUCCCAUGUUUGAAUUGUAAUUCUUUUCUAUUUAAUUUUUCUAUUUGUCAUUUUUACCUUUUUAGCAGUGUUAUCAAGUGAUGUUUUUUUUCUUUUCUUCGUGCAAGCUAUACUUGAGGACCGAGUGCUUUCUUCUCGUGACACGGGGGGAUGGGGGGGGUUCCGCCGUGUGACGUCGAGAUUCACUACCUGCAGAGCGGCGGCCAUGCUUCCUGCAGGUGUGGAAAAGGGGCGGGGCUAAUUCCCCUCAGUGUCAAGAGAGCUGCGUCUCUUUAAGAAUUCCCAAAACACACCAGAUCCCAUAAUAUACCUCUUUGUUUACAGUUUCUACACAACAACUGAAGGUGAUAACGGUACUACUGUAAUAUGGUUACAACGCCAUGGUGCUUCGAAGGUGACGAGAAACAUCGUGCGCCCGUGUGGAGACUUUAGACUCUUUUUUUAAAACCUGAAAAAACUACAAAUGUGGGCUUGACGUUGAGAAAGAAAAACAAAAGUAUGUUCCGGGUUGCAGAAAUAGAGCGUUUUGCUCUUUUUCUGUGCAUUGCGCAGCUUACUGGUGCUCGUUUAAUAUCUCUCAGGCUCAGCACAAAACAAAUCUGCACAAAACUACAGCCACAUGGGCGAUGAUGUUUCCCGCUCAUUCAAAACUUAAGAUCAACGUCUGUGAAGCUAUUUUUUUUGUUUUGUUAUUGUCGACGUUUCAUCCCGAUGAUAUGAUGAUAUUUACUGUACACAAGUCGGUGUGGUCGCCGGAGGGAGGGGAGGGCGACCGGGCCGGGUAACUUCAACACCUCGUCAACUUCCACCUCAUCUAAAACUGUCGGGUGCAAAUCCUCAACAAUAUGGUGCGGCUUCACAAAGUUCUUCUACCUUUUCUUUUUUUAUAGCAACUUUGUGCUGUUUUAUCAACAUUACAAAGCACUUUCAAAAAAGAAAAUUAUAUAUAUAUAUAUAUAUAUAUAUAUAUAUAUAUGUAUAUUCUCUUUUUUUAAAUUAUUGAUAUUUUAAAAAAAAAUUUGGUUCUUGUGAAUUGUUUUUUAUUUUAAUUUAAAUUUGUUCAUGAUGUGAACUGAUCUACACUUGUGUAAUACUUGUUGUAUCCAGUAGGGCUGUGCCAAUAGAAGUCAAAGAAUGGAUUUUGAUAUGUGAAACCCAUGUUAUUUGAUCCCUUUUUUCCCUUCCUCCCAUCAUCAUUCAUACUGUCCGCUGUUACCGAGGCAGUGUGAGACCUCUCCACAUUCAAAGAUUGUCUAUAUACUUUAAGAUCUCAAAUGUAAGAACAGAGUUUAGGGCUCUACGUCGUCAUGUUGACACGUUUUUUAAGUGCCGAUCCAAAUUUGGAUUCACUAAUUUAAAAAAUAUCUUGAUUGUAACCUAAACAAAUACUUUUAAAGAGUAAAAAAAGGUUAAAAGCGACAGAUGUUAUCGCUUGUCUAUAUCGUAUUUAAGAUUCUAAAUUUGGGAAAAUUAAAUUUCUUAAUGUAAUUAAUUUCUUAAGUGACCUUAUCGCCAUAAUGUCUGUCCACGCACACCGAUGUCAUCCCCCUCCCCCCCACACCCCCUCCUCCUAUAAUACUUAUAUCACACUUAACAUCACCUUGUGUUUGUACAUAAAGUUUUUUCCGGUUGCUGUUUUCAAUUAGUUUUUUUAUCUUUCUUUUUUUUUAACAAAUAUAAUUCUUUGCUAAUAUAUAUCAUCGAAUUAGGGGGAAAAUAUUUAGGUUUUCAAAAUAAUUUUAUUUUUUUAGACCAAGUGACAAAUUUGAUUAAAACUUGCUUUUCUGAGCAUUAGAUGUCGGGGGAAGACUUCAAGUCGACUACUUUAUCGUACUGAUUGGUUUUAAUGUCAUGUGAUCUUAAUGGUGGCCUGGACAGCUUUAAGAUGAACUUCACUGCACAGCCCUACACGCUGGUGUUCCUUCUGUUUCCUUUUGUAAGACUUUCACAAAAAAAGAUUGUCGGUAUUUUCUGAUGGUGCUAAAACUUUUUUUUAAUUAUUCGAACGAGAAAAAUAUAUUUGAUUGAAAGAGAAAUAAUGUCUCGACGACCACGACUGUUUUUAAGUUCCUGAGAACUAUUAUUUCACUCGUAUAAAAUAUAUUAACAAAGGCGGUUUUUUUCUAAACUUUGUACUUGAAAAAAAAAAAAGGAUAACAAAUAAUGAAAAGGAUUUCCUUAUAUAUAUAAAUAUAUAUAUUGUUUUAGACUAGAGAUUGCUGUAGUUGGUGCUUUGUGUGAGGAAAAAAGACAAAAAAUUUACUUUUACUGUAGCAUAACGCUUGAUACGCAUCGCUUUCCUAAUCCUAGAUUCCAUGCCGUAAUAUUCUCCAUGUCUGUGUCUUCGAAAUGUCGUUUUUGAACUUUUUUUCUAUAUCAGAAAAUAACCUUUUGAGUUUCUCUGUUCGAUAUAAUUCUAUAUGUUCGGUGAUACCGUGUGACUUUUUUUUAUGUCAUAACUGUUUUAUGGCCAAUACGCUUUUUUCCCCUCAAGACCAGUUCGUACACAGCAGAUGUAGCAGUCAUUCUCCACGUUGACCUUUGACCCCCCCUCCUCCCUCCCCCUCCACCCCUCGCAUUCUUCAGUGUCCAGAGAGAAGAUAGAGUAUGUACUUGUGCUGGAGAACACUUGAAUAAAUGUAUUGUUUUUGUGCAAAAAGGUC
Molecule: messenger RNA, 6804 nt
Organism: Pseudoliparis swirei
Lineage: Eukaryota; Metazoa; Chordata; Actinopteri; Perciformes; Liparidae
Gene: dnmt3ab
Product: DNA (cytosine-5-)-methyltransferase 3 alpha b
Exons: 23
Coding region: 962-4000 (1012 amino acids)
Biological process (GO): negative regulation of DNA-templated transcription
Cellular component (GO): nucleus; cytoplasm
Molecular function (GO): methyltransferase activity
Source: RefSeq, a predicted model, not a curated record